AUGGCUACCUUAGAAUCACGCAUGCCUCUUGUACACCCAUUCAAGCUUUUGCUAUGCCUCGUCUUGUCACUUCACGCCCUUGCGUUUGAAGGACUGCUCCAAGCGGCAGGCGAAGUCCGAAAAGACAGAGCCGCAAUACCUCUCCGCUUUGCCGUUCCAGACUGGAAUGUCUAUCACCGCACAAACGACCUUUACUCCCGCCUAAGCACCGUCGUCGAAUCAUGCAAGUCCGCCUCUCAUCUCAUUGUCCGCGCCCCCUCACUAACUGAAUCAGCUCAACACUUCAGAGUCGACCAACGUACCUCUGUCACCGAUGAUGCUGACUCUAUUCGCUACAUCACCAUAACUCACCGGGCAUCCCCGGCCGAGCUCGCCGGUCGCAUUAUAAGACGCCGCCGCAAGACUCGCAUUAUGUUUGUCUUCGGCGAGACUGGCCGCGAUUUUCUCACUUCAGAGAUUGCACUCCGCGUCGUCGAAGCUACGUGCGCAGCCAAUGCUUCGCGUGCCCUGCCGAGCGCUUUGUCCGACAUCGAACUAAUUCUCGUUCCCGUGGUCAACCCUAAUGGAAGGCGUAUCGCCGAGAUGGGCCGACGGUGCGAGCGCACGAAUGCAAAUGACGUCGACUUGGACCGCAACUGGCCUGUACACUGGAACGAAUCGGCUCGAGUCCGCGAAACAGAGCGACAAGAGACCCGACGCGUCGCAGCCUUACGUGACGCCGGACGCGUGCUGGGUGUUUCAAUGUCACAGCGCGCCUUGUCUCAUCAUGAUACUAGACGUCACGGCAAGGAACCCAGACCAGACUCGGAAUCGGAACAUUCCAACUAUGCGCCAUUCGCAAUAGGCACACAUCCAUUCUCUGAGGCCGAAACGCGUGCUCUCAAGGCUAUUGUUGAGAAGUUUCGGCCUGCCAGCUACGUUUCUUUACGCACUGGCGCAGUCGCUCUGACAACUCCUGGCGACUGUCAUCCAGAGGAAGUGCAAGACGCUGACCAGUCCCGUCUGCUUAAAGUAGUGGAGGGCAUCACCGCCAGUCAUUGCAGGAGCUGUAAGAGUGGGAGUUUGUGGAAUGCUUCAGGACAUACGAAAUGCGGCACGGCUGCAGAUUACAUGCACAGCCUGCAAAUCCCAUUCGUACACACAUGGCACGUCUACAACUCUCCGAAAGCCGUCCAAGGAGAUUGCUUUCGCAGGCAUAAUCCUGUCACCAAAGAAGCCUACGAACGUGUUGUGGAGAACUGGGCUCAGGCUGUUUUUAAUUUUUCAACCGCGGUGCAUAACUGGAUGACUUUGGAAAGCUCGGUAGGACUUGAUUCCGCUGAGCAAAACGCAUCUUUGUCUGCGGCGGAAGCAAUGGCCAGACGUGCCGACAGACUUGCUCGAGGAAUUCCCGAUCCAGAGAGCGCCGAAAACGAUGACCAUGUGGCGGGCGACAACUGGCUGCAUGCCGGGAAUCAAAUACCAAUUGAACAGAGAGGAAGGAACCUACGCUUAUUAAAUGGGAGACCUGGUCUGCUUUCAUGGUUAUUUGCAGAUAGAGAAACGGAGAAUGCAGCCGAUGCCAAUGCGGGGGCAGGUGCACCUUCUGGUCCCCGCAGCAAUCGCCGCCUAGGCCAGGAGGAGGAAGGCAUCGGAUCAGUGACUGGGUUGCUCGGUGCCUUUGCUGCUUUGUUACUUCUCUGGUGUGGUAUUUUAGGUGUUAGACGCUUCAUUUUCAACACGCACUCGAAACGGUCUCUCUUUCGGCCACGAAGACCUGAAAAGACUGCAUAAAGCGCCUCAUUGAACCGAGUCAGCAAUACUGUACUUGUAUUAAGUCCGCGUACAUUUUCACGUCACACCACGAGGAUAGACAGUAAUACUAGUAACAAGACACGUGGGAAUUCUGACCGGAAUCUGGUCCGGCACUCCGCAUUCCUUGGUCCGAACUAGCAGGUGGAGCUUCUGCCUCCUAAGCUCCGCGACGCAUACAAUCCAAUUGAUGUAACGAAGGGCAACACAAACGCCUGUCUAGCCGAAUCUCCGUCUUAGACGCAACAGACCAUGCCGAAGGUCGCCGAUUAUCGAAUCGUCUCGUUUUUUGGCAAAGUCCUGAAAUCGGAGACCUUAAUGUCGUCUAUUUCCUGGACAACUGAUAAUCAAUCAAUCGUAGCUCGGAGGGCUUUCAAAUGUCGCCUAGCCCCUCUCUGUAGGUCACGCAACUCUCGUCGGUCGGGUGCAUUAUCUAGAGGUCCUCUGCCCGCUGUUUUUCGACGUGGCGACUUCAUGAACCGAUUCUUAAUGAAUCGCAUGCCCUUCACCACCCUUUGGAACAACUCUUCCUUCCUCGGUCCCGAAAUGUACAUCAGUGCACAGGAUGUGACAAAACACAAGAAGACGAGAAUGUGGAAGAAAGAAAACUCGAAAAGCUUGAAGCGCUUGCGCUUAGAUUCUGUAUGGGGUUCGCUGCCCGGCUUUGGUCCAGAAUCUCGGCUAUCAGAAGGGUUUUGAGCGCUCUCAGAAUCAUCCGACUCGAAAACGUCCGGAGCAGGAUUUGCCAGACACAUCUCUAACCACGAUGAAAUACUGCUGGUGAUAGCCUUGGGCCAGUCACAAUGAUCCGCACAUUUUGCCCACGUCGGCCGUCCGAUGAGCGAUUUCAACGAGAAUGUGCAUAUUCGAGAACAUUUGCCAGUGUAGUAGAACGAAUGACAACCGACACCCCUGAUCAGACUCUCAAAGCUCUUAAACAUUGUGGCGCACUGGCCAUCUUCGGAGCACUUGUCGUCCCACCAAGCAUGCGUGAGAACUGGUAAAAAUGCUAUUAUGAGAAGCGCUGAGACCUUGAAAACUCUUGGACGCCACAGUUGCUUUCUGUACAUUUCAAAGAAGCAUUCAACUCCAAAGUCAAAACUAGCCUUGCGCACCGCUACGAAUCAAGGUGCUCACAGUCUGCAGUCGACAUUCCCCAGAUCCUUUGUGAUGAAUAGCGUUCAUUCGGACAUUUGCUCAGCCAGAAAGAAAGACACAGUCUGGCUGUAUCAGAAAGACACAGUCUGGCUGUAUCAGCAAGACCACGCUGGCAUCGGUUCCUGAAAACUCACUCGUUUCAUAUGUAUGAAGGGAGAACAAGAUGGAAAUACUGUACCGUUCUCACUGGUUCAAUCCUAGACACUUUCCAGAAAUGCAAAAAUCAACGUUUUUA
Molecule: messenger RNA, 3184 nt
Organism: Chondrus crispus (carragheen)
Lineage: Eukaryota; Rhodophyta; Florideophyceae; Gigartinales; Gigartinaceae
Exons: 2
Coding region: 1-1773 (590 amino acids)
Biological process (GO): proteolysis
Molecular function (GO): zinc ion binding; metallocarboxypeptidase activity
Source: RefSeq, a predicted model, not a curated record